CUGGGACGGCACAAAGCCCAGACGGCACGGAGCGACACACACUCACGCCUUUUUGUAGCGCCGAACUUGCAGCCCGAGAAAGAAAACGAACACAACAAAAAACAGAAGAAAAAUCCGACCCGUUCUUUAUUUUCCCGCACUUUUGUUCUUUUCCUUCCUCAGUUAGUUGGACGCGGUCACUCCUCCUCUCGUCCUCCCCUUCCUUUAUUUGUGUGGUCAUUCAGCGGCGGCGCGUUCUGGCGGAGCGGUUUGUAAGGUGUGUGUUGACGAGGGUGGCGCAGCCUGGCAGGGGAAGAGUGGGCUGAAAGGACAACGCCAGCCUGGCACGGUCUGGACCAACGCCAGCAAUCGCGCUCACACUCCCACUCAGCAGGGGACAUACCCACAGUAGAGCGACGCAUGCAGCCAAUGGAAACCCCACCGUGGAGCCCUUCCCACAGGGAAUGGAGAUGAUCAUGUUUGGGAUGGGCUGUUUCUGGGGAGCCGAGCGACGCUUCUGGAAGACUAAGGGCGUGUUCUCCACCCAGGUGGGUUACGCAGGCGGCUCCACCCCCAACGCCAACUAUCAGGAGGUUUGCUCAGGGCUGACUGGCCACACGGAGGUGGUGAGGGUGGUGUUCGACCCCCAACAGCUCAGCCUGGAGAAGCUCCUCAAGGUCUUCUGGGAGAGUCACAACCCCACUCAAGGUAUGUUACAGGGGAAUGACCGUGGCACUCAGUACCGUUCAGCGAUCUACACGUACAGCCCAGAGCAGCAGGAGGCAGCUCUCGCGUCCAGACAGGCCUACCAGCAGGCGCUGAGUGAGAAGGGUCUGGGUGAGAUCACCACGGAGAUCCGAGAGCUCACCGAGUUCUACUACGCCGAGGACUACCACCAGCAGUACCUGCACAAGGUGCCCAAGGGCUACUGCGGCCUCAAGGGCACCGGCGUCAGCUGCCCACUAGGGGGUGACACCAAGGACGAGCUGUGAGGACCAGCGGGACCGGAGCUUGGAAGAGGAAGAGAUCUCCAAAGCAAAUGAGCGAAGAGACUUCAGAUGCACACUACCUGUAACCUACGCUACACACAUGUGGGAUUCCUCUCUUCUUUUCCAUUGUCUGUGGAGAUACUUUGUUUCCACUAUGAUUCCAUGUUCUUUUGUACUUAAUCGUUGCUAGGAGACAAUCAUCAACAUGCCAAGGCGGCGAUCUUGUCACAUGUCACUGAGCUUCCAUGCAUUCCAUGUGUACAGGGGGUCUGUGUACAAAUGAGUGAUAAAUGUAUUAAAAGAGCAUAUAUUCUAAUAAAUCUCCUCCUCAUGGAUCAAA
Alosa alosa (allis shad) is the source of this 1308-nucleotide messenger RNA. It is a transcript of the gene msrab, whose product is annotated as peptide methionine sulfoxide reductase MsrA 1. Gene Ontology annotation, biological process: cellular response to oxidative stress. Gene Ontology annotation, molecular function: peptide-methionine (S)-S-oxide reductase activity. The transcript is spliced from 6 exons. Lineage: Eukaryota; Metazoa; Chordata; Actinopteri; Clupeiformes; Clupeidae. The record is from RefSeq and is a predicted model, not a curated record. Gene Ontology annotation, cellular component: cytoplasm. The coding region runs from base 444 to 971 and encodes 175 amino acids.